AUGGUAAAAAAAACACUUAGAAAAUUGCAUCCAAAGGAAGCUGAGGAUGAGAGAUUGAAGAGAGAUUUUUCUGGUAGGAGAAAUCUUCCACUGGAUGGAAAAUUGUUUCAUGUUAGAUGUUGUGCACACAUCUUAAAUCUGUUGGUUCAGGAUGGGCUUGAUAUGAUAAAGGUGAUUGUGGAUAAAGUUAGGAAUGGUGUUAAAUAUUUGUUGAAUUCUGAAACAAGGGGCAAAGCAUUCAAGAAAAUUGUUGAUGAGUUGCAACUUGAGGGCAGGAUGCAAGUAUUAGAUACCAAGACCAGAUGGAACUCAACUUGGUUGAUGUUGUCCACAACUUAUCAUUACAGAGAAGUAUGGCCUAGAUAUGCUGAAGAAAAUGGAGCAUUUCUUAAUUUUUUGCCUGAUGCAAAUGAUUGGGAAGAUGUUCAUGAUAUUUGCAAGGUGAAGGUUUUACUUGAUAACCCCUACGGGAUCUCAAACAAUCCUCAGUUACAGGCCCUUGCUAAUGAGAUGAAGUUGAAGUAUGACAAAUAUUGGGCAGAGUCUAAUACAUUGAUUUCUAUUGCUGCAAUUCUUGAUCCAAGGUAUAAAAUGAUCUUCAUCAAAUGGGUAUAUCCCUUCUUGUAUCCAAAUGCUACUCAAGCAGCUUCCUAUGAACAAGAGUUGGCAACCAACUUACACACUCUAUUCCAAUUAUAUCAAGACACCUUUGGAGUUAAUGAUGCCCUUAUUUCUGAAACUCUUGAAGUAGAAAGUAGUUCUGGAUUAGGAAAGAGAAGUUUUGAGAGGUUUUUAGAAACUGUGGUUGGUAGUUAUAAUACAAAAUCAGAUCUUGACUUGUAUCUUGAGGAGUCUCCAUUGAAGGUUCCCCCAAACACCAAGUUUGAUGUUUUAACUUGGUGGAUGGGAAAUGAGGCCAAGUAUCCUGUUCUUAGUAGAUUAGCAAAAGAUAUACUAAUUGUUCCAGUUACAACAGUUGCUUCAGAAGCAACUUUUAGUGCUGGUAAAAGGAUUAUUGAUCCAAAAUGA
Messenger RNA from Vicia villosa (hairy vetch), 1029 nucleotides. Its product is annotated as zinc finger BED domain-containing protein RICESLEEPER 2-like. The record is from RefSeq and is a predicted model, not a curated record. Gene Ontology annotation, molecular function: protein dimerization activity; DNA binding. The transcript is spliced from 4 exons. The coding region runs from base 1 to 1029 and encodes 342 amino acids. Lineage: Eukaryota; Viridiplantae; Streptophyta; Magnoliopsida; Fabales; Fabaceae.